UUGGUCUAAGCUGUUCCCAAACGCAAACAAUUCCACCUUUUUAGACAACGUAUAAGAUCAAAUAUUUGGUUAACAAUUUUAGCACGAACCUGUCACACGGACCCACAAAAAAUGUAAAUAUCGCUUUGGAGACCAAGAAACGGGCAACAUAAUAAAGAAGGUGUGCGAAAAAAGACCGGGGGAAAACCACUUGCCAGUGAACCUGAAUCAGCCUCUAUAACAACAUUGCUUGCCGUUCUGUCUGCUCAUCUUCUGCCGCCCAGAAAAGCCUGUUUUCAGUUGAUAGUUGGCUUCCGUUGAGAAACGACGAAGAAAGUGUUGGCUAAUCGGGGUCACCGUAUUAAAUUAUUGCGCGUUCUAGGCCGCAUCUGGCCAAAUAUCAAUAAAGUUAACACUGUUAAUUGGCCGUCGACAUCUAGACAAAGCCGAUCCGCGUACCACUCUCUUCAAUCUCCGCCAGCGGCUCUCUUCCACUUAUCAGGCCCCAAAAAACCAACUUGGUUGAUAAGCAACUGCCCCUAGUUCGACCAGAACACUUUGAGUCGGACUCUGCUGCGGAAUGGAGCCCUUCCUGAUUUUGUGUUUUUCCCUGUCAUUGACCCUUGCCCAGGGUUAUGGCCCUGGAAUUGGAGGAUCGCGUCCCGUGCGCACUGUGGAAACGAUGACGCAGUGGCGCCAGCUGGAGUACGGCUUUCCCACGGCCCAGGAUCGGGAGAACGCCCAGUCGGCGGGUAAUCUGGUGCCGGAGAAUGGUACCCCCAUCGAUGUUCAGGCGCAAUAUAUGAACAAUGGCAAGACUAGGCUGUUCACCACCAUUCCACGGUUCGCCACCGGUAUUCCUUACACACUGGCCACCGUUUCCGAGACGCAGGCCAGGAAUGGUCCACUUCUGCAGCCGUAUCCUGGCUACUCGUGGCAUAAUGGCAACGGCGAGAACUGCGAUCUCAUUACCUCUGCCUUUAGGGUGGCUAUAACCGAGUGUAACCAGUUGUGGGUCAUUGAUUCGGGUGUAAUUGGCACCACCCAGUACUGUCCGCCGCAGUUGCUCCAGUUUGACCUAAGUACCGAUCGCCUGCUGCAUCGCUACCGCUUCCCGAACAACACUUACAUCGCCAGUGGCUCCCUUUUCAUCACGCCGAAUGUUCUGGUGCAUGAUCCGCCGCCUAGGGGCUCUUGCAGUCGCACAAUGAUCUAUGUGGCCGAUGUGAGUUAUCACGGCUUGGUGGUUUACGAUCACCAGGCGCAGACCUCCUGGCGUGCAGAGAACCGCUUCAUGUACCCCGAUCCCGAUUACGGCCACCACACUAUCGCCGGCGAGAGCUUCAAUCUGAUGGAUGGCAUGUUCGCGCUCAACAAUGACAAGCGCAAUCUGUACUUCCAUCCGUUGGCCAGUGCCAGUGAGUAUUCCGUGCCAUUGAGUGCGCUGAAUAGGCAGGAGAAUUGGGCCAAUGGACCGGAAGCAUUGCCGGAGCAGUUCACCCUGCUGGGCAGGCGGAGGAGCGAAUGCGCCGCAUCCGCCAUCGAUGGCAGGAACAACGUCUACUGCGUCACCUUCAAUCCCAUCAAGCUUUUUGUCUGGAACGUGAAUACGCCUUAUAAUUCACGAAGCUUCGGCAAUCUGCCUGCCAAGUCAGAGGACCUACAGUUUGUGAGCGGCAUGAAGGUGGUCCGGAACUCCGAUGGACAGGAGGAACUCUGGAUGCUUUCCAAUCGCUAUCAGAAAAUCGCCGCCGGUACGAUAAAAUCCAACGAGGUUAACUUCCGCAUUUUGCGACGCAAGUUGGAUGACGUCCAAGGAGGCGUUUUCUUUUCAAACGAUGACGAUCUAACCAAUCGUCUGGUGUUUAGCUAGUGAUUUACUAAACCAACAAAAUAAAUAUAUGUAAAUA
Molecule: messenger RNA, 1889 nt
Organism: Drosophila rhopaloa
Lineage: Eukaryota; Metazoa; Arthropoda; Insecta; Diptera; Drosophilidae
Gene: yellow-d
Product: protein yellow
Exons: 3
Coding region: 560-1852 (430 amino acids)
Cellular component (GO): extracellular region
Source: RefSeq, a predicted model, not a curated record